Molecule: messenger RNA, 2688 nt
Organism: Pygoscelis adeliae (Adelie penguin)
Lineage: Eukaryota; Metazoa; Chordata; Aves; Sphenisciformes; Spheniscidae
Gene: ATP6V0A2
Product: ATPase, H+ transporting, lysosomal V0 subunit a2
Exons: 19
Coding region: 117-2279 (720 amino acids)
Biological process (GO): proton transmembrane transport; vacuolar acidification
Cellular component (GO): vacuolar proton-transporting V-type ATPase, V0 domain; plasma membrane; vacuolar proton-transporting V-type ATPase complex
Molecular function (GO): proton-transporting ATPase activity, rotational mechanism; ATPase binding
Source: RefSeq, a predicted model, not a curated record
CCUACGAGUGCCUCAGCGAGGUGGGCGAGCGUGGCCUGGCCGAGUUCCGAGACCUUAACCCAAAUGUAAGUGUAUUUCAGAGAAAAUUUGUGAAUGAAGUAAAGAAGUGUGAAGAAAUGGAAAGAAUACUUGGGUAUUUAGUACAAGAAAUUAAAAAAGCGGAUAUUCCACUUCCUGAAGGAGAUGUUGCUCCUCCUGCCCCCUUGCUGAAACACAUUUUAGAAAUCCAGGAACAGUUGCAGAAACUGGAGACAGAAUUAAGGGAAGUAACUAAAAACAAAGAAAAGUUGAGGAAAAACCUGCUUGAACUGACAGAAUACACAUGCAUGUUAGAGGUCACGCAGAGAUUUGUCAGGAGAACAGCUGAGUAUGAAUCCCAUUUACAUGCAAAUUAUGAAGAAUUUCCAUCUGUGGAAAACAAGCCAUUAGUGGAUUACAACUGUAUGCACAGACUGGGUGCCAAGCUGGGGUUCAUAUCUGGGUUAGUUCACAUAGCAAAAGUGGAAGCAUUUGAAAAAAUGCUGUGGAGAGUCUGUAAAGGAUAUACUAUUCUUACCUAUGCAGAGUUGGAUGAAUGUCUGGAAGAUCCAGAUACAGGCGAAACCACAAAAUGGUUUGUUUUUUUAGUGUCCUAUUGGGGUGAACAAAUUGGCCAGAAAGUUAAGAAGAUUUGUGAUUGCUAUCACUGUCAUGUGUAUCCCUAUCCAAACACCAUGGAGGAGCGCAAGGCAGUUGUUGAAGGACUAAAUGUUCGUAUUCAGGAUCUUCAUACUGUGCUGCAUAAAACUGAGGAUUACUUAUGCCAAGUCUUGUGUAAAGCAUCUGAAUCCAUCUAUACGUGGGUUAUCCAAGUGAAAAAGAUGAAAGCCAUUUAUCAUGUACUCAACCUGUGCAGUUUUGAUGUCACAAAUAAAUGUUUAAUCGCUGAGGUUUGGUGUCCGGUGGCUGAUCUGCAAAAUUUGCGCCAUGCGUUGGAGGAAGGUUCAAGGAAGAGUGGAGCUACAAUUUCUUCAUUCAUGAAUACCAUCCCAACAACACAACCUCCUCCAACUUUGAUACGUACCAAUAAAUUCACCUCAGGGUUCCAAAACAUUGUUGAUGCUUAUGGAGUUGGAAACUAUGGAGAAGUUAAUCCAGCUCUCUAUACCAUCAUCACUUUUCCUUUCUUGUUUGCGGUUAUGUUUGGAGACUUUGGGCAUGGUCUACUAAUGUUCAUAUUUGCACUCCUGACAAUACUAUAUGAAAACCACCCUAGAUUACAAAGAUCACAAGAUGAGAUAAUGAAAAUGCUAUUUGAAGGCCGAUAUGUUAUUUUAUUAAUGGGUCUGUUUUCUGUAUACACUGGAUUGAUCUAUAAUGACUGUUUUUCAAAGUCAUUAAAUAUAUUUGGUUCUGGAUGGAAUGUUUCAGCAAUGUUUGAACAGAAGGUUUGGCGUCUUGAGGAUCUCAAGUCUAAUCAAUUUUUAACACUGGAUCCAAAUGUUACUGGUGUGUACAAUGGAGCUUAUCCCUUUGGAAUUGAUCCGAUCUGGAAUUUGGCAAGCAACCGUCUCAGUUUUUUAAAUUCUUUCAAAAUGAAAAUGUCUGUGAUUUUUGGAGUAACUCACAUGACGUUUGGAGUUGUAUUGGGGGUAUUUAACCACUUGCAUUUCAAGAAGAAGUAUAAUAUUUAUUUGGUUUUUCUUCCUGAACUUUUAUUCAUGAUGUGCAUCUUUGGCUACCUUGUGUUUAUGAUCUUCUUUAAAUGGUUAGCGUAUUCUGCAGAGGACUCUACAUCUGCUCCUAGUAUUCUGAUUCAAUUUAUUAACAUGUUCCUGUUUCCUGGUGGUGAAACAGAGGUCUUCUACACCGGACAGGUUGCGCUACAGAGGUUUUUACUUAGUAUUGCUUUUCUUUCUGUUCCUGUAAUGCUUUUUGGUAAACCACUUUAUUUAUAUUGGUUGCACAGUGGAGGCCGAGGCAUUAGAAUGUACAGGAGUGGCUACAAGCUAAUUCGAAAAGAAAGUGAAGAAGAACUUUCUCUGCUAAGAUCUCAUGAUGUAGAAGAAGGCAGCAGUCAUUCAGACAGUGGGCACAGAGAGGGGGACGGAGAGGAGCUUAAUUUUGCAGACGUUUUUAUGAAUCAGGCAAUUCAUACCAUUGAAUACUGUCUAGGAUGUAUUUCUAAUACAGCCUCGUAUCUGAGACUCUGGGCAUUAAGUCUUGCUCAUGCACUGAGGAGCUUUCCCCUACGUGCUGUUCCGCAAAGCGAGUUGUGUGCAGCCCCUCACUUGUGGUGACGUUGAUGGGUAAAAGCCUCAGAAAAAGUCUCGCACUGUCUGGAUGAGGACUCAAAUAAAAGAAUCCAACUGCCUACGAGCAAUUUUUCUCCCGGGUUCUGUUUUUACAGUGUGGUCCCGUGCAGAGUUUCUACUCCUAGGAGUAACUUUUGCACGGGGAAUGAAGAACGGGCCUCGAUUUGUGUUUGGCUGUAAGGACGUACAUACAGUGUUACUUACCUGAUGCUGUUGAACCAAAUUUUAUACUGAAUGAGAGGUGGAAAGGGGUCGUUUUGUAUUAUUUUUUGUAUAGUGUGAAAAUGGGGAUAUUACCAGAAUUUUUUAACAUCUGUGCCAUAAGAACAGCAUAAGUUAAAUUUUGCACUUGUUUCAUACUAAUUCCGAAUAAUAAAACCUCGUUUGCGCUGUU